CAAGUAAAACCUUUCAAUCCAUACCUCAGAUAUGCUGCAAUCCCGCUGAGCAUCUAGGCAAAGCUUAUAAGGGAAGCAGAAUAUCCUCACCCCCAGUAAUAGAGAUCAUCUAUCGAGAUGAAUAUGGUUAUUAUUGCAUCUUGGAUCGAAAGAAUCUCCUUAAUUACACGACUAGUGUGCUUAGAACAUUUCUGCAGAUAACAGCAUUUGUUAGACUUCAG
Messenger RNA from Funneliformis mosseae, 221 nucleotides. The record is from the annotation of a GenBank genome assembly. NCBI's taxonomy places the organism in Eukaryota, Fungi, Glomeromycota, Glomeromycetes, Glomerales, Glomeraceae.